UUGGAUUAUAAUAUGAAUGAAUGAACGAACGAAUGAAUGUGGACGGAGGAGUUGGCUGGCUUAGCGUUGAACACUGCUCCAUGCUGUUAAAGCCUUCGCUGCUCUCAGACCAAUCCAACUUCAGAUUUUCCCGUGAAACUCGCAUUUUCCGGGCAAGAAACUCCGCGAAUUCAUACAUGGCGCCUCCAAUCCUCUCCAUUGCUCUUCCCUCCGACACCGGUCGAGUUCUCAGCAUUCAAUCUCACACCGUUCAGGGGUAUGUUUGCAAUAAAUCGGCUGUCUUCCCUCUGCAAUUACUGGGCUACGAUGUGGAUCCAAUUAACUCCGUGCAGUUUUCGAAUCAUACAGGAUAUCCGACGUUUAAGGGGCAGGUCUUGAAUGGACAGCAACUCUGGGAACUAAUAGAAGGCCUUGAAGGAAAUGAAUUAUUGUUCUAUACUCACUUGUUAACAGGUAUUGUAAAUAUUUCCCUUUGUACUUUAGAUUGUGAACUGUAUGUCACUUACCUCAUGAACGCUAUAUUAAAUAGGUACAGCAUACCGCUGAUUGAAGUUUUGCCACAAUAUGCAGCAAUCUAUAUUUCUUAGACGAUGUGUUUCUUCAACCAUUUUUGUUGCUCUUAAUGAAAUGCUUCAAUUUUUCUUAUUAAAAGUAUAUUAAAUUAUUUUCAUUAAAUGUAG
Messenger RNA from Vigna umbellata (rice bean), 680 nucleotides. The record is from RefSeq and is a predicted model, not a curated record. Lineage: Eukaryota; Viridiplantae; Streptophyta; Magnoliopsida; Fabales; Fabaceae.